Lasiodiplodia theobromae is the source of this 1053-nucleotide messenger RNA. Its product is annotated as Pre-mRNA polyadenylation factor Fip1. Lineage: Eukaryota; Fungi; Ascomycota; Dothideomycetes; Botryosphaeriales; Botryosphaeriaceae. Gene Ontology annotation, cellular component: mRNA cleavage and polyadenylation specificity factor complex. The record is from RefSeq and is a predicted model, not a curated record. Gene Ontology annotation, molecular function: RNA binding. The transcript has 4 exons. Bases 1 to 1053 code for a protein of 350 amino acids.
AUGGAGGAAGACGACGAUUUCUACGGCGACGACAGUACCCCGGCCGUCAAGCAGGACGAGCCCACCAACGGCGAUGAAGCUACAAAGGACGAGAAGAUGGAUGAGUCACUUGAGGAAGGCGAAGAAGAGGAAGAGGAGGAUAGCAGCGACUCGGAUAUCGAAAUUAUUACAGAGAGCAAAGAUGCUCCAGCACCCGAGCCAGCGUCUCAGCGCGGCGCCAGCUUCAACACCUCUUUCAAGUCGGACACAUCGCGCGCCGCACCCGCAGACGCCGCCAAAGGACAACAAGCACAAACUACCGGCACCAAAGCUGGAGCCGCUGCCCCCUCUGCACCUUCGAAGCCCGGCUCAGCCUACCCCGAAGUUCGCACCUCAAAUAUCGACGUCAACGCAACCCCCAUCUACGAGCCCGCAGGAAAGCCCAUAACAGAGCUCGACGUCGACGCUGACCUUGCCGAACACGAGAAGCCCUGGCGCCUCCCCGGCGCGGACCAGUCCGACUACUUCAACUACGGCUUCGACGAGUUCACGUGGACGACGUACUGCCUGCGCCAGCAGAACAUGGCCAACACGCUCAAGGACCAGAAGGCCGAGACGGCCAAGUUCGAGAUGAUGCUCAACGGCGGCAUGCCGCUCAUGCCCGGCAUGCCCCCCGCGGGCCCGCCGUCGGCCGCUCCGCCCGUCCCCGGCGCGCCCACCGGCCCCGCCGCCCAGCAGCAGCAGCAACAGCAGCAGGGCGGCCAGCAGGCGCCGAAUGGUGGAAUGCCUGGCGGUAUGCCUGGUAUGCCUGGUCUGGACGAGAACAUGAUGCAGCAGAUGGCGCAGCACAUGAUGGCGUCUGGCAUGGACCCGUCGCAGAUGAGCUUCGAACAGUUCAUGCAGGGUAUGCAGGGCAUGGGCGGCAUGCAGGGCGGUCCGCCUUCUGGCCCGGCGGCGCAACAGGCGCAGCAGGGCGGCGGUUUCGGUGGCCAGGGUGGUCCGCAGGGCCAGUUUGGCGGAUACGGAGGUGGUCAGGGCGGGUUCAGAGGAGGACGGGGAGGAAGGAGAUGGUAG